Messenger RNA from Xyrichtys novacula (pearly razorfish), 4814 nucleotides. Lineage: Eukaryota; Metazoa; Chordata; Actinopteri; Labriformes; Labridae. The record is from the annotation of a GenBank genome assembly.
AAAUAAAAACUGAAGAGUGAUGUUGAGGUGCAGCCAUCUACAGUAUGUCCGUUUCUGAGCUGUUUUAUUUUGUUGAAGUCUUGGUGACUAUGACGAUGACAAUGUGCUUCAAUGUGUUUCUAUUGAACAUGUCUGACAUUCAGCAACUGUGAAAAGCCGGAAAAAAUGGUUUCUGCACGGAUGUGAUAAGGACAAAGACUUCCUGUUGAAUUGAGAUAAUUUCUCAUGGAAUAGGUUUGGUCUGUUAAUACCAUUUUAAAAAGUGUAUGUUUUGUGUGUCAACAAGUAAAAGCCUUAAAGUGACUUAUGACUGUCAUCGUCCAGCUGCACAGUGCCCUGGAAUUUCCACUAGAGCACCGUCCAUGACCUCUGGCAUGGAAAUGGGCUGGCUGCAAUGGUUCUGAGAAGUUGGGUGGGACUGUUUUGUGAUAGAGCCACAGUCCAGAGCAUACUGGCUUCGAGAAGAGUAAGUAUUGUGAUGGAAAGUUAAAUAUUUUUAUGUUAAAAUGUUGAAUCAUGUUUGGUUCAUCGCUUUAUUAUGACCAUCAUAUAAGAUUAAUUGUCUUUUGUUCAAGAUGACUUCAGAACAGGACGCAAUAACCGACAGGAUGGGAGAAGGACAAACAACUGAACUGACCAGGAAAAGGAGGAACCUUCGUCAACUUUGGAAAAAUCACCCCUGCCCUCAAAGCCACAAAGAGGAUAUAACUGGCAGCUAGGGAGUGUCUAUUCCUUGGUAUACAUUACUCUGCAAAGGACUAACUCUGCUCUUCUUGGGCAGAUAGAGUCUCUUAUAAAGUAAGACAAACAAUGUCUUUGAAACAGAGCCAGAACAACACAGAGAGAACAGAGGACCGAUCCAUGAUCCUGAGAAGGGCUGCACAGCACUGGGAUCCAGCAGAACUCCAGUUGGUAAUCAUUUCUUUUAUUUCAUAUAUUCGUGGUACAGGGUGAAAUGUGGGGAAAUAGAAAGAGAUGGGGGAGUACAUGCAGCACAUCGUCGAGGCUGGACUCAAAUCUUCAACGUCUGUGGGGAACGUGGUCCCCAUAUAUGGGGCGUGCUAACCCACUUGGUCAUCUGUACAUUAAUUAAUUUAAUUUAACAUUAAUUUUCACUGUAGUGUUUUUUGAUACAGCCUUGAGAAAUAGACUCUAUUCAAACAAAGUUCUUAAGCUCAUCACAUAAACUGAAAUUUUUUCAACCACAGUUAUGUAAAAAACCAGCCUGAAUGAUGAGACUGUUUAUAACAAACCAGCAAACAGUGGAAAUAAAUGGAAGGAGAAAGGCUCUAAUGUGGCAAAAAAGGGUACUGAAAGUGGUUGGUGUGUGAGGAGAGAACACCCAGAGAGGGGAACGUUAGGGUACUAAUCUAAUGAACUGUCUCAUUCUCCCAAAGGUCACAAAGAUUAUCCUCGACUGUUUGGCUCCACCGGUAACUUUCCAGCCCUCUGGCUCACCUUUAAAGACUGAGAUGAUGACAGUCCACAUCCACCGCACAAAAAUCAUCAACUCUGAGUCCAAUAAGCCAUUCCUUCAGACUUAAUUUCUCUAAGAGCUACAAAUUUUGAAGGCAGCUCUAAACAUCAUUGGCAAGACACUGGACACUGCUAUAAGACUCCUAAUGCCUCUAAAUGGGAGGACCCUCAACUGGUUUUCUGAAUGUGGUCACGACAAGAUGGGAUGGAAGCAGCUGGCUGAAUUUUACACUGUAGACUGCAAUGGGAUUGUUUAUAACUUUGGAGAAAAUGUAAACCAACGUUCAAUGAACUGAAAACACCAGCUUGCUAAGACUUUAUCAGCUCUUACACUAUUUUUACAGGAAAGUUACACUCUGACAUGUCCCCAUUGGAAAUACAAAAGGACAAGGAUUUAAUACAAGCCCUAAAUGACAGUUGAAGGGUCAAUGGAUUACUACCAAUAAGUCAAGACUGGUAAAACUCACUUGGGUGUUACAAAUCCAGCAAUAUGGAGCCAGUUGAAGCCAAGAAAAAUGCUUUUCUGGGAGGACAGAGACCUGUCUAUGGCUAUAGAAAGGCUAGCACACAGUAUACAUUAAUGACAACUCCAUGCCAUCAACCAGGAAAGAAAAAAAAGAAGUGAGUUGAGCUCCACAUGGUAACAUUGAGGAUGUUUGAGUCCCUCCGUAAAGGCAAAGCCACGAAUAGAGGCAGCUGUGGCGAGGACCUGGACCAGGACGGUAUGUAGAGACUUAAAAGUAUUAACGAUGAUUUCUCUGAUAUUAGGUAUCAAAGUGGUUUGUUAUUUGACAAACCCAUGUGUAAAUAUGUCGUGGGGUGAUAGGCGGUGCCACGCACUAUGCAAAUAUUACGUAUGAUCUACGCAUGAUCUACGUAUGAUCUACGCAUGCGCAUUUUGCAUCGAGUCGUCCAUGUUGUUCUGACAGCAAGCUUGCAAUGGCAGCGCGUCAAGUAAGGAAAUUAUUUGUCUUUUAAAAAAAAUUAACGAUUGAUGGUGUUUGACCAAUAGAGACAGAAAAAUUUGUGAUGUAAUAUUGUUAACAUUAUAAGUUGUGUGUGGUUGUUGCACCGGUAAAACUUGCACUGGUAAAAUAUUAGCAUGUGAAGCUAAUGAUUACGUUUGCCCUUGACAUCGAUGACCAUGAUGACUGAAAACUUGAAGGAGAAUUAGUCUGGAGUGUUUUGAUUAAAAUAUGGCAAAUUUAAUUCCAACUGUAUUAUUUAUGACUUUGCAGAUAUCUUUCAAGAUUUUGGGCAGUUUUCAGGUGUUAAAGAAUGUCUUCACCAAGACGGGCAGCACCACCGUUAAAGCAUUUGACAAACAAACAGCAGUGGGACCAGAGAACGUAGGUUCUUGUACUUUUAGAUGAGCCCGGAGAAUCAGUUUGAGUCUUUUGAUCAACACAUUGCAAAUAAAAAGUUUUCAUUGUAUAUUUUUUAUGAAUGUGCAGGUAUCUCUGAAGGGCUUUGGCAGAAUAAAGGUCUUUUUCAGCAAUGUCCUGGCCAAGGCGAGAUGUCGCACAGUCAACAAAACAGCAAUGGGACAGAAUACUGUACGUUCUUGUACUCUAGCGUUUGAAAUAAAUCAGAGAGUGCAUAACAGAAAAACCUGAAAUAGACUUAUUGUAAAACAUCAUUAAGUGUUAUGCACAACACUAGAAAGACUUCAUAGGUAAUAACUUAAAUGCACCUAACAUUUAUUUAACCAUAGUAACCCAUAUAGGCAUGCAGCUUUAUAGGCCUUUAGGUGAAUCAGUUUGUGUUUUGAUUUACAUAUAAUACUUGAAUUGUUGUUGUAUCUUUAUGGUUUUGCAGAUAUCACUGAAGUAUUUCGGCAGUAUUGACCUGCGGCCUGGUCUGCUGAAAUGUGACAGUGGAUUUGGCCUCAAGAUCGGCCUUCCAUUCCAGGUUUGCUUUGUGCUGCUUAGUAAACAAGAUAAACUCAAAAUAGUAUGGUCACACAGUCUUCAUUAAUAUUGGUGAUUUUUGCUGUGCAGUUUUUUAGUUGUUUUUUGUUCUUUUCGUUGUCAGGAUGCCACCGAUGGGCCUGUUGAAGGACCUCCCAGGUAAAUUCAUUCUUGUCAUCAGUUGCUCUUCUUUUUAUUAUGUAUGAACAUUUUUUCUUUGAUUUUUACAUUAUUGUAUCUGUCAUGUUGCCUAUUAGUUCACCGGAAACCCACAUUAAGGAUGAUGGGGACUCUCAGAUGGAUCCAAACAGGUUCGUAUUGAUAAGUGUCUGAGCAACAAGUGGUGAGGACACGGCUGGAUCCACACCUCUUACAAAUCUUUAAACAGUGAAUACUGGUGAUUAAACACACAUAACAUUUAGUACAUGACUUGAUACAUUUACACAGUUUUAAGAUGUAAAUGUUACUCAUUGAUAACCAGUUGAUUCCUUAUGCAGUACUGUGGUGCCUGAGCCGCCCACUUCAGAGGAGGAGGAGGAGGAGGAGGAGACCUCGAUGGAGUUGGACUGAAGAAACAAGAAACCUGACACUACCAAUAUUGUUGUUGUGCAAGAUUGCAGUGUCACACUCUUGAUGGAUUUCAAACAAAAGAUGUGAUUGUUUAAACCUUGGUUCAUGUGAGAGAUAUUUCUUCUUCUUCUAUUCAGUUUAACCCUUAGUUCCUACUAUGUCCGUUUUGAGGACAUUUGUCAUUUUUUUCAUCUUUAUUUUAAGUUUUCUGUCGCCACAAUUUAGCUCCAUCCACCCUACUUUGUCCUCAAAUUGGACAAUAGACUUCCAUUAAAAACACAUUUUUUGACCAUGUGUUUAUGGCACCAUAACAACAUAUUACAACCUUUUUUUGGCAGUCAAAAAAAUGUUCAAAAAUGAUUACUUUAUGAACACUUAUCUGCAUGUCUGUUUUGGAGACAAAGUAGGCUGGAUGGAGCUUAAAAUUAACAGGAACCAAGGGUUAAAAAGGGAUAGUUUUUUUGUUUUUGUUAGUAAUUUAUUUCAGCUGUUGCUUCUCGUCUGUCACCUCGAAACAAUGAUGCUCUCCUUUGUGCUUUUUCUCAACCUUUCUUGUCCAAAUAAAAACCUCAUGAAAUAAAAUGUGAAAAAAAACUUGAUGUCUACUGAGUGUUUUUCUUUUUAUAGCUAGGUUUUGACAGCAACACAUUUAUUGAAAACAACAUGGACUCCUAAAAUCUCUGUAAAAGUACUUCCAGGUAAAUACUAAGAAAGCUGUAAAACUGCUUAUCUCUCAACCAAAGACCUCUGUUUGGGGCUAUUUCAUGAUUAUUUGCUGUAUUUGAGUCUUUUUUUCUGCUCUUACUUCCUAAGUGUAAAGUUAUCCAUGGUUUUACUUACCUCCUGCCCAAACUUGAA